Molecule: messenger RNA, 5168 nt
Organism: Salmo salar (Atlantic salmon)
Lineage: Eukaryota; Metazoa; Chordata; Actinopteri; Salmoniformes; Salmonidae
Source: RefSeq, a predicted model, not a curated record
GAGAGAGAGCGAUAACGAAAGAGAGGGGGGCAAGAGAGGGGGAGAGCGAGCGAGAGAGGGGGAGAGAGAGAGAGAGAGAGUGUGUGUGCUGUUGGUCUAUGCUGUUUUGAGGGGUCAACACUCACCAACUCAACACUCACAGCUGCAAAUUAUUGUUGUUCAAUGCUGCCCAGAGGGCACUGCCUCCCCUUUUGUGCGAUCAAGCGCGAAACAAGCACGCACAAGUAAGUCAACUGAUGAUGAGUAGUAGUCUAACCGUCCAGCAACAGGUAGGGGACAUUUCUUCCGUAAUUUAACAUGGGUCGGAUACUUGCUCUACCAAUGUAAGCUAUUAUAAUAGGAUUUCGGGAAAGCGGCGGUCAGCGAGACAAAUCCGACAAGACAGCGGCUUUAGUACGUUUUUUUUUUUUUUUUUUCGCUCACCGUAUGCAGGCUCUGUUUUGUCCCACUUCAUUUAUCAACCAAGUCCGCAUUAGACGGAGACUAAAGCGUGUGUCCGUCCCAUUGAUGAGAAAGCAAACCAGGCUACAAACAGCAUGUCAUCUCCAGACAAGACAACCCAGAGGAAUGAAGUCCUGAAUAACAUACGGAGGUCCUCGAUGGUGGUGGGACAUGGGAGAAAACAGACGGAGUUUGAGAUGUCACAAGCCGCGUCAGCCUCUCAACCUGGGGCGCUUAUUUCUAACAACAGGUUUCUGUGUGACCCCGAGGGCAUCACCAUUCACACAACUGUCACUCGACCGUCUGUGUCUCACCUACCCGGGCUCAAUCUGAACCCCCGGAUGUCCGUAUACAGCACAACUCGUCCAGUUAUCGUCAGCCGUGCUUACAUUCAAGGACGCGCUUAUAACUUUCUGGAAAGACCAUCUGGGUGGAAAUGCUUCGUGUAUCACUUCUCGGUGUUCCUCAUCGUGCUCGCCUGUCUUAUCCUCAGUGUGCUCUCUACUAUAGGGCAGUAUCAGGCUCUGGCACAUGGCACUCUCUUCUGGGUGGAGAUAGCGCUGGUGGUGUUAUUCGGUGUGGAGUAUGGUGUGCGGCUGUGGUCAGCAGGAUGCCGUAGUAAAUAUGUUGGCGUCUGGGGCCGGCUGCGCUUUGCCAGGAAGCCUAUCUCCAUCAUCGAUUUGAUUGUAGUGGUGGCCUCCAUCAUCGUGCUGGUAGUAGGCUCCAAUGGACAGGUGUUUGCCACGUCUGCUGUCAGAGGGAUUCGCUUCCUGCAGAUCCUGCGUAUGCUCCAUGUGGACCGGCAGGGAGGGACGUGGCGUCUGCUGGGCUCUGUGGUCUUCAUCCACAGGCAGGAGCUCAUCACCACGCUGUACAUUGGUUUCCUGGGGCUCAUCUUCUCCUCCUACUUUGUUUACCUGGCAGAGAAGGAUGCUGUGGACAGCAAUGGAGCCAAUGAGUUUGAGAGCUACGCUGACGCCUUGUGGUGGGGGGUGGUGACCGUCACAACUAUAGGCUAUGGAGACAAGGUGCCUCAGACGUGGAUCGGUAAAACCAUUGCAUCAUGUUUCUCAGUCUUUGCCAUCUCCUUCUUCGCCCUACCAGCUGGGAUCCUGGGUUCAGGCUUUGCCCUGAAGGUUCAACAGAAACAGAGGCAGAAGCACUUCAACAGACAGAUCCCUGCAGCUGCCAUUCUCAUCCAGACUUCGUGGAGGGUCUUUGCUGUGGAGAACCCUGACUCGGCCACCUUCAAGAUGUUUGUGAGGAGGAGACCUGCUCUGCCCAGCUCCUCUGUAUCCAGUCCCAAGCCCAAGAAAACGGUGAAGCUGAGGAGGAAGUUGAAGAGCAGUGAGAAGGACGACGGGCCUGGUUCUCCCACUGUUCCCAGUAUCUCCUACGACUCUGUGUUCAAUAGUGGGAGGGAGCUCAGCUCUGACGUCUACAGCACUGUGUGUACAGCUGAAGCCCUAGGAUGUGAUACCCAGCAGUCCUGGACCUCUCUUUCCUCCCUUACAUUCAGCUCGCCACUCCCAGUGAAAAAGACCCCUGGUUUGUUGGAGGUGCAGCCCCCUCGUCCCCUCCAGAGGAACAGCAGCUUUGGGGACGAUCUGGACCAGGAGGACCAGUGUGUUCUGACCCCAGUCACCCACGUGUCACAGCUGCAGGAGACUCACAGAGCAGCUAUCCACGUGAUCCUACGGAUGCGCUACUUUGUCGCCAAGAAGAGAUUCCAGCAAGCACGUAAGCCCUAUGACGUGCGAGACGUGAUCGAGCAGUAUUCCCAAGGACACCUGAAUCUCAUGGUGCGCAUCAAGGAGCUACAGAGGAGACUGGACCAGUCUCUAGGGAAGCUAACCCUCUUCCAGACUAGCUCAGACAAAGCCAAAGACAAAGGCACCAACACCAUCGGCUCCAGACUCAACAGGAUGGAGGACAAGAUACAACGCAUGGACCAGACACUCAACCAAAUCGCAGAGUCCCUUACCCAGCUGUUGUCUGGGACAAUCCAGGGGCAGGGGGACAUGGGGGGAGCACAGGGGCAAGGUAGGAGGAGGUCACAGGGUAGGGCAGUUGUCCCCAGCCAGGAUAGCCUACCCAGCUACGAGCAGCUCUCCACCGCAACCCUCCAUCCAUCCCUGCACCCCAGCCUCAGCCAGGACAAGAGCUCCUGAAUCGACUAUCCAUCCACCCCUCAACCCCAGCCUCAGCCAGGACAAGAGCUCCUGAAUCGACCAUCCAUCCACCCCUCAACCCCAGCCUCAGCCAGGACAAGAGCUCCUGAAUCGACCCUCCAUCCACCCCUCAACCCCAGCCUCAGCCAGGACAAGAGCUCCUGAAUCGACCCUCCAUCCACCCCUCAACCCCAGCCUCAGCCAGGACAAGAGCUCCUGAAUCGUCCCUCCAUCCACCCCUCAACCCCAGUCUCAGCCAGGACAAGAGCUCCUGAAUCGACCAUCCAUCCACCCCUAAACCCCAGCCUCAGCCAGGACAAGAGCUCCUGAAUUGACCAUCCAUCCACCCCUAAACCCCAGCCUCAGCCAGGACAAGAGCUCCUGAAUCGACCAUCCAUCCACCCCUCAACCCCAGCCUCAGCCAGGACAAGAGCUCCUGAAUCGACCCUCCAUCCACCCCUCAACCCCAGCCUCAGCCAGGACAAGAGCUCCUGAAUCGACCAUCCAUCCACCCCUCAACCCCAGCCUCAGCCAGGACAAGAGCUCCUGAAUCGACCCUCCAUCCACCCCUCAACCCCAGUCUCAGCCAGGACAAGAGCUCCUGAAUCGACCAUCCAUCCACCCCUCAACCCCAGCCUCAGCCAGGACAAGAGCUCCUGAAUCGACUAUCCAUCCACCCCUCAACCCCAGCCUCAGCCAGGACAAGAGCUCCUGAAUCGACCCUCCAUCCACCCCUCAACCCCAGUCUCAGCCAGGACAAGAGCUCCUGAAUCGACCAUCCAUCCACCCCUCAACCCCAGUCUCAGCCAGGACAAGAGCUCCUGAAUCGUCCCUCCAUCCACCCCUCAACCCCAGUCUCAGCCAGGACAAGAGCUCCUGAAUCGUCCCUCCAUCCACCCCUCAACCCCAGUCUCAGCCAGGACAAGAGCUCCUGAAUCGACCAUCCAUCCACCCCCAAACCCCAGCCUCAGCCAGGACAAGAGCUCCUGAAUCGACCAUCCAUCCACCCCUAAACCCCAGCCUCAGCCAGGACAAGAGCUCCUGAAUCGACCAUCCAUCCACCCCUCAACCCCAGCCUCAGCCAGGACAAGAGCUCCUGAAUCGACCCUCCAUCCACCCCUCAACCCCAGUCUCAGCCAGGACAAGAGCUCCUGAAUCGACCCUCCAUCCACCCCUCAACCCCAGUCUCAGCCAGGACAAGAGCUCCUGAAUCGACCCUCCAUCCACCCCUCAACCCCAGUCUCAGCCAGGACAAGAGCUCCGGAAUCGACCCUCCAUCCACCCCUCAACCCCAGUCUCAGCCAGGACAAGAGCUCCUGAAUCGACCAUCCAUCCACCCCUCAACCCCAGUCUCAGCCAGGACAAGAGCUCCUGAAUCGACCCUCCAUCCACCCCUCAACCCCAGUCUCAGCCAGGACAAGAGCUCCUGAAUCGACCCUCCAUCCACCCCUCAACCCCAGUCUCAGCCAGGACAAGAGCUCCUGAAUCGACCCUCCAUCCACCCCUCAACCCCAGUCUCAGCCAGGACAAGAGCUCCUGAAUCGACCAUCCAUCCACCCCGCAACCCCAGUCUCAGCCAGGACAAGAGCUCCUGAAGCCGAGAAACACCAAAACCACUUUGGCGCUUUCUCUCCGUCUUGUUCUGAGAUCAGUGUUCUUCAUGAUAAUGAACCAGCUGUAUAGUGCUAGGGCAAAAACUAAACGUGUACUCAGUGGGGGCCCCAGGACCGAGUUUGGGAAACCCUGCCCUAGAAAAGAACCGUAUAGACAGGAGAUUUAGCAACUCUUGGAGGACAAUCGAAUUAAAUCCAAAAAUAUAUAUAUAUUAUUAAAAGUGGAACCAACACGUUUCAGCUUUUGGCCUUCUACUUUAAACAAAGAUCAUUUUAUUUAAUUUCAAUGUCCUCCCAAGAGUUGCUAUAUCUCCUAUCUGCUUCAGUUUGCUCCUCAAUUCAUGCACCUUGGUUGGAGAGCGAGGUAGCGGCAGUGCUCCCUUCCCUAGAACAGAACAGUGCCUUAGCCUACAGGACAAGCCAGCUAGAUACACAGACAGGACAUAUUUUUCAUAGAUCCUGGAUAUGAUUAUGUUUCUGAAUUCUCAUUUACUGCAAUUGUCAAUGUUCCGGGGGAACUUUUCUUGGAAAUGUGAGCAAGCGCCAUAUUCAAACUCUUUCCCCUCAAUCAAAAGGAAAUAAGAUUAAAGUGCAUAUAUAACAUUAUUCCAGCUGUGUAAGAGUAUUGGAAUGUUACAAUAUCAAAAAGUAAAGGUAGUAUUCUAUUUGAUUGAAAUAUGUUGAUAUGCAAAGCAAACACUUCAGUAUAAAGGUAGCUAUGUUUUGAUGGUGAAUAUGGAAUGAUGUCCAUACCAAAAGUAAUCAGUUAUAAUAACACAAUAUGUUUUCAAAAGUUCUCCAUGUAUGUACCGUCAAAACAUAAACUAAAGUGUUGGGGCCGGGGUGAGGGCUUUUAUGUAGAUUUUCAAUGCAAUCAAAUUGUGUAGCUAUCAUGUUUUAUAAAGAUUUUGCAUUGACAAUAAAUGAAUGUGGCAAAUAUCCA